Photinus pyralis (common eastern firefly) is the source of this 950-nucleotide messenger RNA. Its product is annotated as innexin shaking-B-like. Gene Ontology annotation, cellular component: plasma membrane; gap junction. The transcript has 2 exons. The record is from RefSeq and is a predicted model, not a curated record. NCBI's taxonomy places the organism in Eukaryota, Metazoa, Arthropoda, Insecta, Coleoptera, Lampyridae. Gene Ontology annotation, molecular function: gap junction channel activity.
AUGUAUUUUUAUUUUUUUUAGGCAAUCCUGUUUUAUACGCCGAGGUGGUUAUGGAAGUCUUGGGAAGGAGGAAAAAUUCACGCUCUCAUGAUGGAUUUAGAUAUUGGAAUUUGCUCCGAUAUCGAAAAGAAGCAAAAGAAAAAGUUAAUGUUGGACUAUCUUUGGGAAAAUUUAAGAUACCACAACUGGUGGGCGUAUAAAUACUAUUUAUGUGAAUUCCUAGCCUUUAUUAAUGUUAUUGGGCAAAUGUUUCUCAUGAAUCGGUUCUUCGAUGGAGCAUUCCUCACAUUCGGAAUAGACGUAUUAAACUUCAUGGAUAGCGAUGAAGAGGAUCGGGUCGAUCCGAUGAUACUCAUAUUCCCGAGAAUGACAAAAUGUACAUUUUAUAAAUACGGUGUUUCCGGCGAAGUGGAAAAGCACGAUGCGAUCUGCAUUUUACCGUUAAACGUAGUGAACGAAAAAAUUUACGUAUUUCUUUGGUUCUGGUUUAUAAUACUCGCUUGCUUAACGUUUGCCACUAUAAUUUAUAGAAUAAUUAUUAUAUUUUCUCCGAGAAUGAGGGUGUACUUGUUAAGGAUACGCUAUAGGCUUAUUAGAAAGGAUGCUAUAGAUUUGAUUGUAAGACGAAGUAAAAUGGGCGAUUGGUUUCUAUUCUACAUGUUAGGUGAGAAUGUCGAUUCUGUAAUAUUUCGUGAUGUUAUGCAAGAAUUAGCGAAUAGACUUUUGAAACAUAAUUUUCAUCAUAUGGGUGGAUUUAAAAGUGAUAUCCAAGACGCCUAGUGCCUUUUUAUACUGUGUUCAUGUAGAAAGAUGUUUUCCUCCGACCAAUAAAAUAUCUUUACUUAUGAUUAUUAUCGUGAGGCUGACGGCCAAGAAUAGGAAUUCAAUAUUCGAAUUACACCAAGCUUUAAAAAGUUUGAUAUAAUUAGAUUAGGUUUUUUAUAUUUUCA